This is a messenger RNA of Brienomyrus brachyistius, 2166 nucleotides long. RefSeq names its product wingless-type MMTV integration site family, member 5b (gene wnt5b). Gene Ontology annotation, cellular component: extracellular region. Bases 1012 to 2130 code for a protein of 372 amino acids. The transcript has 5 exons. Gene Ontology annotation, molecular function: cytokine activity; frizzled binding. The record is from RefSeq and is a predicted model, not a curated record. Lineage: Eukaryota; Metazoa; Chordata; Actinopteri; Osteoglossiformes; Mormyridae. Gene Ontology annotation, biological process: canonical Wnt signaling pathway; multicellular organism development; neuron differentiation.
AUGCUCCCAAAGAAAGUCUGACCGUGCGCUGCCAUUUUAAGGAGAUCCCCCCCAAAGUUGUCUUGAAGUUCGCCAGUGUGCGCACGCUCGCUCCUGGGGCUCCCUCAGGUACCUCGGCUGCCCCGACAGCUCAAGCCCGAUCGGCGGAGGGCGGACAAGCCAGACGAUCGCUCGGCCCCUAUAGUCAGGAACCUCUGGACGCCCAGCGGCUGCGGAUUAGAUCAGCUCAGGCGUUCGUCUCUUCCACUUUUCUUUUUUCAAAAUAGUUGUAUAGCUUUCUGCGUGAUUUAUAUAUAAUGAGGAGACCGUAGGGGGGAGGAAAAAAAGUUUACGUAAGAGUUUUUAAAGUUUCGCGGGAGGGUUUGACUCGCUUCCACGCAACUCCAGAUGAACUUAAGACGAGUCAUUCAGCAGCUGAUCCGCAAUUUGCGGCGCUUUGUACGAGGUCGGCUGCUCCAAUGCUGUAGAGAACGGGAAUAUAUAAUUUUUUUAUUAUUCGUUUGGAAUAGACCGCUGUUCACCAGUUGCCGAGCCGCACGCAUCUGCUCAUAGAACAGGAAGGUCCGAUUCGCACGCCGGCGUCUCGCUGGGCUCUUUUGACACCUGUUGCUUUUGAUAAAGUCACCGAGAGGCACUUCGGAAGCGCCGGCGAUGGGAUGUUAGAGAGCCGUACGAGCGAUCGGAAGAGUCCGCUCCUAAACAAGCCAUUGGCACAGACAGUCCCCAUCUUUAUGAGCCUCUUCCGAAAUGAAUAGUUGAACGAAAACAAAUCGCAUGGCUCCCAGAUUUGCCAAGCUAAACUGAUUUCAUUUGGAAUUGAAACACUUUUUUUACCCCCCACCCCCUCGCUGAAGAAACUCCUGACUGACUAAAAAAGAGAAAAGGCGGACAUCACCGUACCGACACGGGCUUGUCCUGCGAUUUGGACUAAGUGUCGGAAUCCCUGUUAUCCGGAGGACACCGAGCCCGACGAUACAAAAAAGCACUUUGACAUUGCGAUCUUGUGUUGAAAUGGACAUGGCGAUGCGCGUAACGCAGGGACGGCGCACCAUCGCUGGGCUGCACUUACUACUGGUGCUCGUUCUCUCCGCCUGCAGUUCGAGGCUGAUGGUGGAUGCCAACUCUUGGUGGUCUUUAGCAAUGAACCCUAUACAGAGGCCAGAGAUGUACAUCAUUGGGGCCCAGCCUCUCUGUAGCCAGUUGACCGGACUUUCUCAGGGCCAAAGAAAACUCUGUCAGUUGUACCAGGACCACAUGGUCUACAUCGGAGAAGGAGCCAAGACCGGCAUCAAAGAAUGCCAGUACCAGUUCAAGAACAGGCGAUGGAAUUGCAGUACCGUGGACAACACGUCGGUCUUUGGGCGUGUAAUGCACAUCGGGAGCAGGGAGACGGCCUUCACUUACGCCAUCAGCGCGGCAGGCGUGGUGAACGCGGUGAGCCGGGCGUGCCGCGAGGGCGAGCUGUCCACCUGCGGCUGCAGCCGGGCGGCGCGACCCCGCGAUCUCCCGCGCGACUGGCUCUGGGGCGGCUGCGGAGACAACGUCAACUACGGAUACCGCUUCGCCCGCGAGUUCGUGGACGCGCGCGAGCGGGAGAAGAACCACCCGCGGGGUUCCGAGGAGCAUGCCCGCACGCUCAUGAACCUGCAGAACAACGAGGCCGGCCGGCAGGCGGUGUACAACCUCGCCAAUGUGGCCUGCAAGUGCCACGGUGUGUCGGGCUCCUGCAGCCUCAAGACAUGCUGGCUGCAGCUGGCCGACUUCCGACGAGUGGGUGAGUUCCUGAAGGAGAAGUACGACAGCGCGGCAGCCAUGCGUAUCAGCCGCAAGAGCAAGCUGGAGCUGGUCAACAGCCGCUUCAACGCGCCCACCCCCGAGGAUCUGGUCUACAUUGACCCCAGCCCGGACUAUUGCCUCCGCAACGAGACCACCGGUUCCCUGGGCACGCAGGGCCGUCACUGCAACAAGACGUCGGAGGGCAUGGGUGGCUGCGAGCUCAUGUGUUGCGGCCGCGGCUACGACCAGUUCAAGGUUUACCAGCACGAGCGCUGCCACUGCAAGUUCCACUGGUGCUGCUACGUCAAGUGCAAGCGUUGCACCACGCUCGUCGAUCAGUACGUGUGCAAGUAGGGACUCUGCAGGGGGGGCAGGAAAGGACCCGGGGGG